Microtus oregoni (creeping vole) is the source of this 2115-nucleotide messenger RNA. RefSeq names its product interleukin 4 induced 1 (gene Il4i1). The record is from RefSeq and is a predicted model, not a curated record. Gene Ontology annotation, molecular function: L-amino-acid oxidase activity; polyamine oxidase activity. Gene Ontology annotation, biological process: amino acid catabolic process. The transcript has 7 exons. Bases 103 to 2115 code for a protein of 670 amino acids. NCBI's taxonomy places the organism in Eukaryota, Metazoa, Chordata, Mammalia, Rodentia, Cricetidae.
GCUUCUCUGAUCUAACAAGGCAGUAGGACAAAGCUACCACCGUUUUCCCUGGUUCUGCCUGCGCCAGAGGAUGACUUCCCUUCCAGGUUGACCAGAAAGGCCAUGGGCGCCGGGAGAGCCCCCCAAAGACCAGCGUGCACCCCACAUCACGCGCUUGUGGCCAUCCUCCUGGGUCUGGCAGCCUCUCUGAACUGGAAGGCAGCCUCCAGCCUGAGUCCCUUCGAUAAGUGCAUGGAGGACCCUGAUUAUGAGCAGCUGCUCAAGGUGGUGACCUGGGGCCUCAAUCGGACCUUGAGGCCCCAAAGGGUGGCAGUUGUUGGUGCAGGUAUAGCCGGACUGACAGCCGCCAAGGUGCUCAGCGAUGCGGGACACAAGGUCACGGUCCUGGAGGCAGAUAAUAGGAUUGGGGGCCGCAUCCUCACCUUCCGGGAUGGGAAGACAGGCUGGAUAGGGGAGCUGGGGGCCAUGCGAAUGCCCAGCUCCCACAGGAUCCUGCACAUGCUCUGUAGGAGCCUGGGCCUCAACUUGACCCGGUUCACGCAGUAUGAUGAGAACACAUGGACCGAGGUGAAUGACGUGAGGCUGCGGAACUAUGUGGUGGAGAAGAUGCCAGAAAAGUUGGGCUACGACCUGAGCCACAGGGAGAGAGGCCGCUCCCCAGAGGACAUCUACCAGAUGGCACUCAACAAGGCCCUCAAGGACCUCAAGGCCUUGGGCUGCAAGAAAGCCAUGAAGAAGUUCAAUAGGCACACGCUGCUGGAAUACCUCCUUGGGGAGGGCAACCUGACCCGGCCGGCCGUGCAGCUCCUGGGAGACGUGAUGUCCAAGGAGGGCUUCUUCUACCUCAGCUUUGCAGAGGCUUUACGUGCCCACAGCUGCCUGAGCGACCGACUUCGGUACAGCCGCAUCGUGGGUGGCUGGGACCUGCUGCCACGUGCGCUGCUGAGCUCAUUGUCUGGGCCAGUGCUGCUGAAUGCGCCCGUGGUGGCGAUCACUCAGGGGGCGCACGAUGUGCUCAUACACAUCGCCACUUCGGUACAGUCUCGUAGCCUGAAGGUGCUGAUGGCUGACCUGGUUCUGCUGACGGCCAGUGGGCCUGCGCUGCAGCGCAUCACCUUCACGCCGCCACUGACGCGGAGGAGGCAGGAGGCACUGCGCGCGCUGCACUACGUGGCAGCCAGCAAGGUUUUCCUGAGUUUCCGCCGGCCCUUCUGGCACGAGGAGCACAUCGAGGGCGGCCACUCCAACACUGACCGCCCAUCGCGCCUUAUAUUCUAUCCGGCGCCGGGCGAGGGCGCCCUACUACUGGCCUCGUACACGUGGUCGGAUGCUGCAGCCCCUUUCGCCGGCCUGAGCACAGAACAGGCCAUGCACGUGGCGCUCAAGGACGUGGCGGCCCUACAUGGGCCAGUCGUGUACCGCCUGUGGGACGGCACGGGCGUAGUCAAACGCUGGGCAGAGGACCCGCACAGCCAGGGUGGCUUUGUGGUGCAGCCGCCAUUGUUUGGGCAGGGGGAUGAGGACUAUGACUGGUCAUCCCCCUAUGGCCGCAUUUACUUCGCGGGUGAGCACACAGCCCUUCCACAUGGCUGGGUAGAGACUGCUGUCAAGUCCGCAUUGCGGGCGGCGGUGAAGAUCAAUAACCAUGUGUCCAGGGUGCCCAGCCCCCAGAAGCAGGAGCAUGCCAGUCUCCGGAAGCAGGAACGCACACAUGCAGAGGCCAGAGAGGAUCAGGAUCAAGAGGUCAGCCCAGGUGAGCAGCAGCAGGAGGAAAUCCUAGAGGGGCAGGAGUCCCAACACGAAGAGACCAGCCCGGUGGGACACGUGUUUGUGGAGGCCAUCCCUGAGUUGCGGGGACAUGUGUUCGUAGAGACCAUUCCCCAGGGGAAGGGGCAUAUACACACACACAAGAAUAUCAUGCCUUCGCACACGCAUGGGCAUGUCAUCCCUGAAGAGCACAUGCACGGGGGACACAAGCACGUGGGAUCUGGUCCCCAGCGGCACUGGCAUCUGCACAGAGGGGCAGGUCACACUCCGUGCAAAGGGGGAAGAGGCACCCAGUCCCCAACCCAGUCUAAUCUAGAGCAGGCCACCUACAAUAAUAGCCCACAAUAA